GCGGUUGAAGAUAACCCACCUUUACGACCAUCGUUUUUCAUAUGAACGAAAAACUACACAAGUAGAACCAGAUCAAUUGCUGCAGUUCCCUAUGCGACCACGAGAGGGAGCCCUAAAACCAUCUCCAUAGCAACAUCUGCUGCGGGCCCCAAACAAGUAUCACUUGCAAUGCUGUUGUUUUCAUUUGACGAUAAUGAUCCCGGUAAAUCGGAACAACGCGGCUUUGGAAGCAGUGGAUGACUAUGCGGAGUACAGAAGGAUUGUCGGUGAUGACGAUGGUGGGAAACUUUUCACUCCAGAGGAAUAUGAAGAGUACAAAAGGAGGGUUAUACCGCUACGUAUGAAAAACAGGUUGUAUGUGAGCUACGGUGUACCAGGGGGCAUUGACUGCAAGCAGAUUGGCCCUGAAACACAGUGCUUUUGUGAACACAGAUACAAGCAGCAUCAGACAGAGUUUGAGGUGAUUCCCUCUGAGCGACCCCUUGUUCUACGGUGCAAGGUCAGCGGUUGUCGCUGUUCUUCUUAUGACUACAUCCCUCAGGCCGGAGGCGUGAUGGUGCGCUGCAAGUGCAAACAUUUACCGGAGGAUCACAGUGAAGCUGCCGGCCACUUGUGCAAGAAGUGCAAAGUCUGCUCUGGGUUCCACAGUCCCUACACUUGUGGGUGCGGUCGACCCAGCUAUGAGCACCGUACCUUAGUUGAGACAAAGCAAGAGAGGCUGGCGAGAGGUCAGCCCGUUGGCAAAGAUGUUCCUUAUGCAGCCAUGGGGGGCCUGACAGGAUUCACCUCUCUGCUGGAUGGUUACGUCGCUAUGCAAGUCCUCAGCGAAGUUGAAGGCAGAGAAGACGACUGCCUGGAGAGGAGCUCGGCAGCGAGAAACCCCAUCGCCUCUGCGAGAAACCCCAGGACCUCUGUAAAAAAAAACAGCACGUCUGCAAGAAACCGCAGCUCCUCUGCUGAACCAUGCACCUCCGGUGUCUCUAUGAAACAAACCAAAAAUCAAUGAAUUGCAAGAUUUGCAUUUAAUUAUUUUGCCAUAUUGUUCAUUUCUGAGGAGAUGGUUCAACUCUUAACGUAUGAAAUACAAAAUUACAUACAUUAUAGCAUGUGUCUUUCCCAACAGGCAAAUAAUAUUUGGUUUGUUCAAGAGCAAAAUAAUUCCAAAUAUUUCUGUAUUUGUACUUUAUAAAUGUAACCCUGAUUUCAAGUUGGUUACAAUGAAUUUUGCAGGUUUUGCUGCUGAUUGUAGUUUUCAGCUUAAAUUCUCUUUUUCUGUGCAAUGAGAAUGAAUUGCUUGGUCAAACCAGAGCCAUGUAAAUAUGUUGAUUUUUUUUUUUUGUCGGUAAAUAAAGCAGCAGAUCUUCAGUUUUCUAGAUAUUUUCCUGAACAGCUGCCUAAUUAUUUGUAUGAGAUUCGCUUUAUGUGUGAUGAUAGUGUGCUUAUUGUGAAAAAUCCACCCACUCAACACGUCACCAAAAUAACACCAGAACCACAGCGCUCAGUGUUCAGCGAUGAGCGUGGCUUUUAAUUUAUGGAUAGAUGUACUGUCUUCGAUUGAUUAAUCCCAUUCAUCACGGUAGAUCAGCGGUGACGCGCGCUGCAUUAUUCCACGCUGUGAAUGCAGAUUGAACAUCAUGUGUUCUCCACCGGCGGCCCAGUUUCCCGCAUCUUUAGCAGGGAAACACAGUUAAAGAAGAUUUAAGUGAGGAUUUACUCCCACUCGGAUGUUCCUACUCAAGAGGACAGCGUUGGUUCUGGACACUACAUCUCCGGUGUCAGCGUUACGGUACCUCUGAAAAGCUAUUGUUGAAAGACGGUCAAGAAAAAGGACUGGCUAAGGAUUUCCACAGUAGGACGCAGUAAAUUCACCCUCCACUUAACCGGUGUGAUGUGGUGGAAGCAGCAUGCUCUGGGAUAAUUUUUCGUCUGCAAGACUUGGAAAGUUGACAUUUGCACAUUCAACUCAUGAACAGGAAUAGUCAAAAAUUAUUCCUGUUUAAAAAUUAAGAUG
This is a messenger RNA of Poeciliopsis prolifica (blackstripe livebearer), 2011 nucleotides long. It is a transcript of the gene fam221a, whose product is annotated as family with sequence similarity 221 member A. The transcript has 7 exons. NCBI's taxonomy places the organism in Eukaryota, Metazoa, Chordata, Actinopteri, Cyprinodontiformes, Poeciliidae. The record is from RefSeq and is a predicted model, not a curated record. Bases 194 to 1006 code for a protein of 270 amino acids.